GUCAGUCGGGUAUGAGCGUGUGAAAGUGAAGUCGAGUCCGAGCCUCAGUCCGACUUGGGUCAAAAUAGUGCUCCACGGGCUGCGAGAUCAGCCAUAUUAGUGGUCUUCCUACCCGAACCAAGAACUUCCCAAGCAAUCAAUCGCAAUGUCAAAUGUCACAUACCUUCAAUGGGGCUUAUUGCUGUUGCUGUGCUCUGCAACCGAGCCGGCCAACACCCGGAUACGUCGACAGAACCGAUCGGAGAGGCUCUUGGCCGACAUCGGGGUGCACCCCCAGCUAUACAACCCGAAGGCCAAGAACGGCAUACAGCCGUACACCUACAUCGAUCGGAAUCUGCGGCACCUGUUCCUCAACACCAGGCAGUUGACUCUCAAGUGGGCCCUCGGGAACGUCAAAGCGUUGAAGAGCCGGGGCGAAAAGGAGGGAAAGCUCCAGGUCCAGGUGCCGAAAACAGAGCCCUUUCCCUGUCCUCUGAACAACACUCGAUCUAGUAGUCCCCCCACUUCGAUAGAGCGUCUGCGACCCGGGGACAUAGACAUUAUAGCUGCCUUCGGGGACUCUAUAUCGGCGGGCAAUGGGAUUCUCUCCAACAAUGCCCUCGACAUGAUCAACGAGUUCCGGGGGCUGACAUUCUCGGGCGGUGGCCUGUCCACUUGGCGCCGCUAUCUCACCCUGCCCAACAUUCUGAAGAUCUUCAACCCUAACCUGUAUGGGUUUUCCGUGAGCAACAGCUUGGUGGUCAACCACAAAUUCUCCCGGCUGAACAUCGCCGAGCCGAUGGUCAUGUCCCGGGACCUGCCCUUCGAGGCCCGCGUGCUCAUCGACCUGAUGCGCCGCGACCCCAACGUGGACAUGAAGCGGCACUGGAAGCUGCUGACCAUCUUCGUGGGCAACAACGACAUCUGCUCGGACAUGUGCCACUGGGACAAGCCCGAGAGCUUUCUGGACCAGCACGCCAACGAUCUGCGGCAGGCCCUCCGGCUGCUACGCGACCACGUCCCUCGCCUGCUGGUCAACCUGCUGGUGGUGCCCAACGUUCCAAAGGUGCUCAGCACCAUGAGCCAGCUGCCGCUGCAGUGCUACAUAGUCCACCGAGUGGGCUGCCACUGCCUGGUGGACCAGACCCUGAACAGCACCCAGCUGAAGGAGCGGAGCAGGACCGUGCUCCGGAUGCAGCAGUUGGAAAUGGACAUUGCCCGGCAGCCGGAGUUCCAGCGCGAUGACUUCGCCGUCGUGGCCCAUCCCCUGAUCUCCAACAUCCAAGGGCCCAUCCUGCCCGAUGGUUCCACGGACUGGCGUUUUUUCUCCCACGACUGCUUCCACUUUAGCCAGCGGGGCCAUGCCAUCAUCGCUAAUCUUCUGUGGAACAGCAUGCUGCUGCCAGUCGAGCAAAGACCGCGACCCGUCAACAUGCCAGAUCCGUUCGAACACGUGAUGUGUCCCAGCCAAGAGCAGCCCUACUUCGUGGUUAGACCGGGCUAAGAGGGUCGGGCCGGAAUAGGUGAAGGUUUAAGUGUUCCUGGGUGUUUAUGCAAUGCCAUAUCGUGGGGGAAGCACACCACUGAUCCAAGUCUAUUUAUCAAAGCUGGAAUUUGUUAAAAUAACUUAUUUUGUACAUAAACUAGAGUUAGUUGUUAUCGGAAAUAAACUUGUAGUAUA
Drosophila bipectinata is the source of this 1660-nucleotide messenger RNA. Its product is annotated as phospholipase B1, membrane-associated. Lineage: Eukaryota; Metazoa; Arthropoda; Insecta; Diptera; Drosophilidae. The record is from RefSeq and is a predicted model, not a curated record. Gene Ontology annotation, molecular function: glycerophospholipase activity. Gene Ontology annotation, biological process: phospholipid metabolic process.